Cervus elaphus (red deer) is the source of this 969-nucleotide messenger RNA. Its product is annotated as butyrophilin-like protein 1. The coding region runs from base 102 to 368 and encodes 88 amino acids. The record is from RefSeq and is a predicted model, not a curated record. The transcript has 9 exons. NCBI's taxonomy places the organism in Eukaryota, Metazoa, Chordata, Mammalia, Artiodactyla, Cervidae.
GACAUUUCAAGCUCUGGCAAUCCAGAUCAGAAAAAAGCUGGGAAUUUCCUGUGGACCAACAGAUGUGAAUCAAACUCCCUUCUGACUUGGUGACUCAGACAAUGAGUUGGUUUGUAAAACUCUUUACAAGUGGAGAAGAGAACAGUGAAUACCAAAAAGAAGAUCCUCAGAAAAAAGUUGAGGCUCUUCAGAAAAAAGUUGAUGUACUUCAGAAUGAAAUUGACAGGAGGAAGGUGCAGUUCAAACAUGCCUGGAGGAAUGCACUAUUAUAUCCUGAUUGGAGAAAAGAAGAAUUCAGAACUGCAAAUGUGGCCCUGGAUGCAGCCACUGCUCAUCCUGCCCUCCUCCUGUCUGAAGAAGGGAAAUGAGUUACCUGGCAAAACAAGUGUCAAGAUCUUCCCAGCUCCACACAGAGAUUCGACUCCAUUCCCUGUGUGCUGGGUCAACUGAGCAUCAGCUCAGGGAGAUACUUCUGGGAGGUGCAGGUUGGGAAUACCUGUUCUUGGGACCUGGGAGUUUGUAGCAUUAAUGUAAGAAGGAAGGGGAGCAUCCCAGUGUUCCCACAGAAUGGUUUCUGGGCCAUCAGGCUCUAUGAGGGGGAGUACUGUGCCCUCAUCUCCCCAGCAACCCCUCUUACUGUAAGAGGAAAACCCCUUAGUGUGGGGGUAUUCCUGGAUUAUCAGGCUGGGGAUGUGUCUUUCUAUGACAUGACAGAUGGAUUUCACAUUUUCACCUUUCACCAGAACACAUUCUGUAUUGUCCUAAAACCUCGUUUUAGACUUUGGUCCUCUGGCCACCUAACCAUCUGUCCAGGUAAAGAAAAAUAGACUGAUCUGUAUUUCAUAGGCCUACCUUUUCAUGAAUAAUGUUUACUUUGGACUUCAGUGGUGUUCACAGUUUUCCCCCAUAAACAUAGAAAUAGAUUUUUUUCCUCCUCCUUACUGACUAAUUCUCAAAAUAAAGCUCUGG